Molecule: messenger RNA, 1530 nt
Organism: Brassicogethes aeneus
Lineage: Eukaryota; Metazoa; Arthropoda; Insecta; Coleoptera; Nitidulidae
Source: the annotation of a GenBank genome assembly
AUGAAGUAUUUGCAUUUAGUGUUUUUUCUGUUAAGUGUUACUAAUUUUGGAAUGUGUGCCAAAAUAUUAGCUAUCUUUCCUUUUCCGACAUACAGCCAUUAUAUUCUUGGCUCAAAAAUUAUGAAAAAAAUGGCAGAACGAGGUCAUGAAAUAACUAUUAUAAGUUAUUUUAAAGAAAAUUCAGUUGUUAAAAAUUGGAAAGAAAUUGUCCUUUAUGAAGAUCAAGAUAGGAGAGAAUCAAUGAUUAAAAGUGAGUUCACCCAAAAAAAAUCAUUUUUUAAAAAUACAUUAGAUGUAUUCCUCGUAAAUACUUUAUUUUCUGAAUUAAUUUUUAAAAAUACGGAAGUUCAAAAAAUAUUUAAGAAUACAUAUGAUUUAGUUGUGUAUGAUAAGUUUUUGUCACAAAUUUAUACCGCAUUAGGCUACCAUUUUAAAUGCCCGGUAGUUUGUAUAACAACAGUGUAUGCAAAUAUAUUUAUAAACUUUUUGGUGGAAAAUCCACACUACACAUCCAUAACACCAAAUGUUCACUCUGACUUGACAUCAUAUAUGAAUUUGUGGGAAAGGUUUAUAAAUUUCAUUUAUGAUUCAAUUUUUAUGGGUUUAAUGCAUUUAUAUAGUAUACCUACUGAAAAUAAAAUCCUUCAGGAAACGUUAGGCCCAAUGCCCCAUCUAAAAAAAUUAAUAAAUAAUGUAGAUUUAUUUUUACUAAACUCACAUCACAGUUUGUGUCCAAACAUUCCUUUGGCUCCAUCAAUGAAGGAAAUAGGUGGAGUACAUAUAAGCCCUCCAAAAAAAUUGCCUUCAGAAAUACAAGACUAUUUAGAUAAUUCCGAAAAUGGUGUAGUCUAUUUUUCAAUGGGUUCAAUUUUGGAAAGUUAUUUAUUACCAAAUAAAGUUUUACUAGCCUUCCAGACUUUUUUUGCCAAUAUUUCUCAAAACGUUUUAUGGAAAUUUAAAGGAAAUGUUGGUAAUAUUUCCAAAAAUGUUAAAGUUAUGGAAUGGAUACCCCAACAAGAUGUUUUAGCUCAUAAGAACACAAAGGUCUUUAUAAGUCAUUGUGGAGCAAUGAGUAUGAUAGAGUCAGUAUAUCAUGGUUGUCCAAUAAUAUGCAUUCCGAUAUUUGCUGAUCAAUUUAUAAAUGCUGAGUAUGGAAGUUUUAAUAAAUAUGCAAUCAGACUCAGAUUUAACAAACUUGAUGCCUUGGACUUACAAAAUGCCCUAAAAAACAUUUUGGACAAUCCAAUAUACAAAGAAAAAGCUAAACACCAUUCCAAGCUUCUAUUAGACAAUCCUAAAAAACCAAUGGAUACUGCUUUAUUUUGGCUGGAAUAUGUGAUAAAACACAAAGGACUACCCUACACUAAAUCCAAUGCUUUAAAUCUUAAUUGGUAUCAAAAAAAUUAUUUAGAUUUAAUUAUAUUUUUAUUUUUUAUUUUAUGUUUUUUGUAUUAUGUAUUUAAAGUUAUAUGCAAAGGUAUUCAGCAAAUUUUAAAUUUUGUACUCAUUUAUUUUUUGUACGUAUUAUAA